Uncinocarpus reesii 1704 is the source of this 444-nucleotide messenger RNA. RefSeq lists its product as uncharacterized. The record is from RefSeq and is a predicted model, not a curated record. NCBI's taxonomy places the organism in Eukaryota, Fungi, Ascomycota, Eurotiomycetes, Onygenales, Onygenaceae. Bases 1 to 444 code for a protein of 147 amino acids. The transcript has 3 exons.
AUGUCGUCCAUUGCUGCGAAUGUGGCCCGCCGGGCCCUCAUCAGACAACCCCUUAGAACCAUGCGAGCCCAACCGCUUCGACAGUACUCCUCCCGAACGGAAGAAGCUGGGCUGGUCAAGGGACCGAAGAGAGAUCCCGAGCUCUACCUCCUCCUCGGUGUCAUGGCCGGAGCCUUCGGCCUUGCUGGAUGGUACUUUGGAAGAUCGCCCACCACUGUCACCUCCGAGAGCAACAUUCGCAUUGGCGAGAGUGCUAUGCCUUGGGAGGUUGAUGAUGAGAAGGCUGAAACCCAGGGACAUUUCAAAUAUCAGUACCACCCACAUGGUGAUAAGAACCAGCCCCUCAAGUCCGCCCCCAGUGCUUUGAACGAAGUCGUCAUUCCAAACGUCACAUUGCCAAAGGACUUGCACGAUCGGUUCAACAAGUAUGGAAAGGAUUAUUAG